Molecule: messenger RNA, 2091 nt
Organism: Drosophila santomea
Lineage: Eukaryota; Metazoa; Arthropoda; Insecta; Diptera; Drosophilidae
Product: E3 ubiquitin ligase TRIM40
Exons: 4
Coding region: 125-319 (64 amino acids)
Molecular function (GO): metal ion binding
Source: RefSeq, a predicted model, not a curated record
GUGGCAGAAUGUUAGUGGAGACGGCUUUGCCGUACACUUCGCCCCAGGCCGACCCUGUGUCAGUCACUAAAACAACACAAAGAUCACCUGAAAACUAAAACGGAAAGGAAAGCAAGCUGAAGCGAUGUACGAGUGCUGCCCCGUGUGUCUGGGCAGACUUCGUCGCCAGGUGAAGACGCCGUGCAAGCACACAUUCUGCAAGAUCUGUCUCUGCAAGGUCUACAAACAGAGCCCCGCCAAAGCUUGUCCCCUCUGCCGGGCCCCCUUGGAGUACUACAUCAGCAAGAGAAACAGCUCAGUGAUACUUGUCUUCUUUUAAAAGAGUCUAUCGUUAAAUUUAAAUGUGUUUCAAAGUUAAAUGGUUUCUGCUGUUCUGUUUCAUGUUUAAAUUAUUUAAUUUUGUUUAAUUUUAUACAUAUUCAAAUCAAAAGUAACAUAUUGCAAGCCAGGAUUUAAUAAUUCAAUAGUUGCGUGUUUAAAUUAUUUCAUUUUGUUUAAUUUUAUAAGUAUUCAAAUCAAAAGUAACAUAUUGCAAGCCAGGAUUUAAUAAUUCAAUAGCUUAAAGUGCAAUGCUAUUAACUCCCAAGAUACCCAAAAACAGGGGAAUUCCGAUCAAAUUGCUUGACUGGGGGCUUCAGGGUCCUAUUCAGUAAAGUACAACAAUCGAUUGGAGACUAGUCCUCGUCCUCGUCCUUUUCCUUUCCAUUUUUUUGCCUUUCUCGCACAAAUAUUCCAUGCACAUAUUGCAAUAUUGAAUGCUCUGCCUGCGGCGCUUCAAGAAGCAGGGACAUGACGCGGAAUGAGCAGAGGGAUACGCCCCCUUUGAGCCUAGGAUAUAUAUGAUGAUGAUGAUGAUGAUGGUGGUGCAGAUAUAGCACUCGCACAUUCCCACAUAAAAAGCGAGCUGAACUAUGUAUAGGGGAAAUAGAAUGAAACUCACAAUGGCAAGCAAAGGAUUUCAAUCGCUAUGCGGUUCGAGUAGCGCGGCUGCACUCACAUAUAUAUGUAUGUACAUAUCUUUACAUCCAUGUGCAUUAUGCUUCAUUAUGACGGGGCAAGGCCAGCGGAAUAGUGGACAGGCAUUGCGCAUACGCCGCGUUGUAUGAGUGCUCAUCGAUGCGGAAUCAGAGCAGUAGUGAAAAAUCGCAGCCGUAAAUCGAAUAAAACUGCAGCCAGGACCCAUAUAUUCUUUUUUCCAAACUGCACUUAAUUGAGGCGGCAAAUUAAAUUUGUGCCCAACUGGGUCAUGAGAUUAAAGAAGCAUAUGUCGAGCCGCAGCGAGCAUACGCCAUGUUGGCCAGCCCAAUUAGGAAGCCAACUCGAUGGGCAUAUCGCCAAAGUUAUACCGCUUCGGUAUAUGGAACGACAAUGACUAUCGCUAUGGAGCUUAUCAUUAGCAAUGGGCCAGACUUCCAGUGGAGCACUCCUUCUUCGCUUUUUCUCUACUUUCUCCCAGGGCUUUCCUUUUCUGAUUUAUGUCCUCGUCAUUGGGUAAAAGGAUGCUGAGGGGUUGAGAGGCGAGGGGCUGGCAUCUACGCAGUUUUGCUAACCUGACAGCGGCGGCAACAGUUUCCGGUCUUAUUUAUGGCUCCAAGGAUUCCCAGUUGGGCAUUGCAUAACUCAGCACGAGCAAACCGAUAAGUGGUCGGACAUUCACUUGAGAGAUGGUUUCUUAAAGUAGUCCACGGACAUUUCCGGCGGAAUUACCUUACUCAGUGAAACCUUGCCAAGUGCGAAUCAUAAAUUUCCAUCUACUUUAAUUAUGUAUGUGAUUUUUCCCGUGAAAAGUUUUAAUUAUAAAAGUUCGGGCCAACACUGCGGCAAACACAUAGAACAAGAAAUACGACAUGCCGCAAUGCCAGAAAUCAGUGGAAACAAAGGAGUGAAGUGAAUUUUCUAUAGCCCAGGCUGACCUCCAUUCUUCAGACAUCUUCAUCAUAAAUCCGGAGGGUAAACAAGGCCAGCAAAAACUAAUUAAUUGGCUUUCCAGGCGCCGUCAAUCGAUUUUUGUAAUCGACUCUGUAAUUUGUCAAAGGAGUGCAUAUGAAAUUUCCUAAACUCUUGAUUGAAAUUAAAUUUUAUUCAUAGCUA